Messenger RNA from Cyclopterus lumpus (lumpfish), 3348 nucleotides. RefSeq names its product mitoguardin 1 (gene miga1). Lineage: Eukaryota; Metazoa; Chordata; Actinopteri; Perciformes; Cyclopteridae. The coding region runs from base 157 to 1926 and encodes 589 amino acids. Gene Ontology annotation, biological process: mitochondrial fusion. The record is from RefSeq and is a predicted model, not a curated record. The transcript has 16 exons.
ACCGCUGCCGCUCGAGUCCUUCACUUGGCAACAGCUGAGGUCAGCCGGAGCCCAGGACCAGGUGAACAGCCGGGAGUCUGUGUAGGAAUCCUCUCAAUCUCCAGCAGAAUGGUGAUGAGGAUAAGAGCGUUGCCAAGUCAUGGAUAGAUCGCCACAAUGACACAUGAGACCCUCACAAGCUCCCAGCUGUCCUUCAGGGCGGCUGCUCUGCGCAUGGUCGAUCUACCUCUGUCCGUGUACAGCUCUCUGGCUCAGGUGAGUGUCAGCACAGGCACCAAGAAGCUGGUGGCAGCCACGGCCUUUGGUGCCAUCUCGCUCCUCUUCCUCGCUCGCCGCUUCCAGCGGAGGAAGGGAAGAAAGAAUGCUCAGUGGGAGCCGGCUGGCUUUGAGAUUAUCUCCCCGGCCUCAGCAGAAAACGAUAACACCGGUCAAAACAUCACACUCUCCCUCAACUCCAAGAAUGGCUACUCCUCCGGUCUGCUCCUCAAUGCAGGAGACUACAGAAAACUGUCCGGGUCUCUGCUGAGCCUGGCCUCGGUGAAAAGCAUGAACUCGUCCAGCAGCAGCACUUGUGAAAAUGUAUCCACCUGCUGGGACAGAGAGGGGGAAGCGGAUACCUGCAGUGUUGUCAACUUACCUGUCACCACACCUGAAAACCUGUACCUCAUGGGGAUGGAUUUAUUUGAAGAGGCUCUCCGGCGGUGGGAGGAAGCGUUGACAUUCAGGAGCCGGCAGAGCGAGGACGACGUCAGUUGUGCGUCUGUCAAAACGGGAGCUGGCGACGCCAUCGCUGAGCAGAGCAUGGAGGACGUCAUCAGUGCAGAGUUCAUGCACAGGCUGAAGUCUCUGCUGCAGAGGGCGUAUAGCCUCCAGGAGGAGUUUGAGGGAGUGCUGUGCAUGUCAGAGCCCUCGUCCCACAGCAACAGCCAGGAUAAAAUGACAGACAUUUUGGCCCGAGAGGAGCUGGACGAAGCCAGUCUGAGAGACAGCAUCAGCAUCGCCUCCACUGACUCCUUUGUGUCUGCUGCGGAGCUGACGGAGUACCGGGAGCUGAGGAACGUCUUCGCUCUGGGUCAUCACCUUUUCUACGAGGAGGCCCUGCAGAUGGCCGAGGAUGGAAAGAUCUCCUGCAGGGUGCUGCGGACUGAGAUGCUCGAGUGUCUCGGGGACAUCGAUUUCCUGGCCAAGUUGCACUGUGUGCGGCAGGCAUGUCAGCUCAUUUUGUGCGAGAGAACCACCCGGAUGUUUCUUGCCGACACGGGAAAGAAAAUACUAUCUUCCAUUAUUGUGAAAGCACAGAAGAGCCCAACCCGAUUCGAGGAAGUGUUUGAGGAGAUGAUUUCCUUCCUGGAGCACACGGAGCACUGGGAAAACACCGAGGUGGAGCUGGCCACACGAGGGGUGAAGCACUUGAACUUCUAUGACAUUGUGCUGGACUUCAUCCUGAUGGACUCAUUCGAGGACCUGGAGAAUCCACCCGUCUCCAUUCAGAACGUAAUCAACAACCGCUGGCUCAACACGUCCUUCAAGGAGACGGCGGUGGCAUCCAGCUGUUGGUCAGUGAUGAAGCAGAGGAGACAACACAUGAAGGUGUCCGACGGCUUCAUCGCUCAUUUCUACGCCGUGUGUGAACAGAUCAGCCCCGUCCUGGCCUGGGGCUUCCUGGGGCCCAAGAGCUCCCUGCAUGACUUCUGCUGCUUCUUCAAGGAUCAGGUCUUGUACUUCCUAAAGGACGUGUUUGACCUGGACAAAGUGCGUUACUCUUCUGUGGAGAGUCUAGCGGAGGACAUGCUCCACCUGCUGCACCGGCGCUCCGAACUGCUGGUGGCCUACCUGGGAGCCGACUCCCUGCGGCCAGUCAACGGCCGCAGCUCCCUGCAGGUGCAGCUGGUGCCCAGCGGCCUGCUGGGGGCUCGAGUGCAAUGAGUGGGGAACCUGCAUCCGGACGGACCCGGGUCAUUGCAGCACCACACGUAUAUAAAACUGUUAUUCUUGGGUGAGUUUCUGCCAACUGUCAGACUUUAUUUUCCACAAAACUGCUCAUUCAAGGAUUUAAAUGUAAAACACUACUUCACCUUGGUAAGACGCCGGCUCAGCACAGCUCCCAUCGUUUGAGGAUAAAUUGUACUUGCCUUCACAUGUGAUCAUUAUCUCCAGUGUGGCCUCCUCCUCACUCCCGUUUUACUGUGCCAUUGCAGUGCAUGUUAGUUUUUAAAUAUCAUAGCAAUACUAUUUAAACCUGCUGUGAGACAUUUCAGUAAUUAUCUUGCAGUAAGUUAAUAUUCCGCUGUGAAACUUGUUAUUGUUAAGAGGAAUUUGUGUGGAGAGAAAGGAUAUUUUAGUAUUUAUUUUUAUUAUAAAGUUUCAAGAUUUAUUUUUUAGAAGCUGUAGUUGUGCCUGUAUGCAUUUAUGAUCCGCUUCAAACAUACAGUAGUAGGAAUACUAGUUGUAUUUAAAAUUAUCGUAGAGGUUUAUUAGAUACAUUUCCACAUCAACAAUGCAAAUACGCUUUGUGUUCCAAGCACAGGCUGCACAGGGAAAUCAUUGAUCCAAGAGACGUGAGGUGUAAUACAUGUCAAAUGUGUUGGAGUUAUUGCACGUUGUUACUUAAAAGCUGUUUUCUUUGCACCAGGAUUCACAAACCUUCAUGCAAUAUUUAAAUUUAGCCCGGCAUAUGCAGCCUACAAGGCCUUUAAUCACACCAUACCGUCAGCUACAGGAUAUGAAAGAUUACACAUCCCUUAGUUGUUUCAACACUUACAUGCAAGCCUUACUAUUAAUGCACAUAUUCAAGUCUCGUCUUCAUCACUGAAUGUAAGUCUUAAAAAUACAAUAUAUUAUAGUCUGCGCUGCUGAUCAGUCACUGCCAUGUACAGAACAUGCACAAUUUAAAAGCUUAGAGCAGCAGUUACUGCAGGAAUAAACCUGCCAUUAAGAGUUCAUGUUCCAGAAAUACUAGAUACAGAGUUAGUGAUCAACAGUCAGUUGUAGACCGGUUCAUCUUAACACCCACAGAUGUACUUUCUUUAAAGCGUUACUGUUCACUUCUAAUUUGAGGCUCCAACAGUUAAUCUAGACGGUUUCAUCAACUCACUGGCUCUAAAUAAUUGGGAAAAGAAAAGCUUAAUUACUAGUCAAAGUUGUUGAUUGCUACUCUAACUCGGACUGUGCGAGCCUCAUUACAGGAUUUGUAAUUUCAUUACUGGAUCUCCUCAGCCAGUGUGGACAGGAUCAAAAUGUUUCAAUGCACAUUGACCAUGAGAAUAAAGAUGUGACUGUUGUCAAGAAGAAAAAUGUACAUUUGUGAGCUCACCAUUUGUUUUUAUUAAAUAAAGCAAAUAAAUACUG